This is a messenger RNA of Acanthopagrus latus (yellowfin seabream), 2447 nucleotides long. RefSeq names its product neuromedin U receptor 1a (gene nmur1a). Gene Ontology annotation, cellular component: plasma membrane. The record is from RefSeq and is a predicted model, not a curated record. Gene Ontology annotation, molecular function: neuromedin U receptor activity. Gene Ontology annotation, biological process: G protein-coupled receptor signaling pathway. The transcript is spliced from 3 exons. Bases 68 to 1408 code for a protein of 446 amino acids. Lineage: Eukaryota; Metazoa; Chordata; Actinopteri; Spariformes; Sparidae.
UCCCCUCACUCCUUGUCCAGUCAUUGUUUUCUGUUUUCUCUUGUCCAGGCUCUUGUCCAGGCUCUUGAUGAAUGAUUCCACGCCUGACUACUUCAGCAACAUGUCCGCUUCGUACAACUGCUCUUUGGACCUAAUUGCCGAGAGAGGUGGGUGGCUCUGUCCUCAAAGGGAAAAAUGUGCCAAUCUCACAUCCAGCAUGAAUGGCAGUCAUGUGGAUCUGGAUCCUGCAUGUCUAACAGACGAAGAGUACUUAGAUUAUUGCCUUGGUCCUCGUCGAUCGCCUGUGUUCCUUCCCGUGUGCCUUGUCUACCUAGUCAUCUUCUUGGUGGGCGUGUUGGGGAAUGUGCUGACGUGCACCGUCAUUGCACGCAACAAAGUGAUGUGGACGCCAACAAACUACUAUCUGUUCAGUCUGGCGGUGUCAGACCUGCUGGUGCUCCUGCUCGGCAUGCCCCUAGAGCUGUAUGAGCUGUGGCAGAACUACCCCUUCCUCCUGGGGAAGGGCGGCUGCUAUUUCAAAACAUUCCUAUUCGAGACUGUGUGCUUGGCUUCCAUCCUGAAUGUGACAGCGCUGAGCGUGGAGCGUUACAUUGCUGUGGUUCACCCCCUGAGGGCAAAGUAUGUUGUAACGCGCACCCACGCCAAGCGGCUCAUUCUGGCGGUGUGGGGUGUGUCGGUGUUGUUUGCCCUGCCUAACACAAGUCUCCAUGGAAUUGACAUGCUGUACAGGAAUUUCACCAGUCCUGCUGGAAAUAUAAGCGUGGUGAUCCCUGACUCAGCAAUCUGCACGCUAUUAAAACCGCAGUGGAUGUACAACCUGACCAUCCAGGUGACCACCUUGCUAUUUUUCAUUCUGCCCAUGCUUACCAUCAGCACCCUCUACAUGCUAAUCGGGCUGCAGCUGAAGCGAGAGAAAAUGCGUCAGGCACUGGAGGCGAAGUCGGGCUUUGGACAGGACAGCUUCUGUAACAUCCGAACUCAGCAGCAGAAGGCGCGUCGCCGGCAGGUCACUAAGAUGUUGUUCGUUUUGGUGGUGGUUUUUGCCAUCUGCUGGGCCCCAUUUCACACUGACCGCCUCAUGUGGAGUUUCAUCAGCGACUGGACUGACAAGAACCGUGAAAUCUUCGAGUAUGUGCACAUCGUCUCCGGAGUGUUUUUCUACCUCAGCUCAACAGUCAACCCGAUCCUGUACAACCUCAUGUCCACACGCUUUCGAGAAAUGUUCAAGGAGGUCAUGUGCCAUCGGCCACAUCACAUCGCUCCAAGGAAGCACUCGCUCAGUGUCACCCGGGUGACGCUCCGCAGCACUCUAAGCGAUGCGCCACUCAGCAAUGGGGCUGCUGUUGUUGAAGCCGAGGCAGAAGAUGCAGAUGUGAGGAUGAAAGAUGAGACGAGUUUCACGUGCUGAAGGAAAAAAAAUCUUGAAGGGUAUGUCAAGGGGGACAUAAUACUGGUGAGAUAACAUGGUGUUUAGAAAGACUGUCCAGUUCAGAACCACCACAUUCAUCAGCUGUCAUCAACAUCCUCUUUCAACUGGUGCUUGAGCUACAUAACUUAAAAUAGUCUGACUGGAGGAAUGCAGAAAAAAAGGCCUGCUCUUCUGCUGAGGCUCUCAAACUGCUGCUUUUGAAAACUUUAUAUGUAGCUCAGCAAAUCACUUACUGAAGAUGGACUCUUUUCAAGCACACCACUAACUCCAACCUUUGGGAAUCAUGCAUAAAUAUAGAUUUGAAUGUCAUCCUAAGCUCCCCAGUGUAAACAACAUCCAAAGUUCAGUGUUCAAAAGCCAUUUUAAUGACAACACAUGCUCUACUCUUUAUUUUUCUGAAAAAUAUAAUAUAAUACAAUUCACAAAUCUCUACAUUUUCACAUGAUUUGAUGAGCCAGGCAGACCAAUGAAUCCAAAAGCUGGCCUUCGCCAGACAGAGGUUUCACUUGGUUAUGUACUAUAAGGAUACAUGAAACACAAUGGUAUAACAAUACACAUUAUAAAGGAUGAGGAUUAUACAAAAAAGGGUAUUACAUGUAAAUAAUGAUGACGGAUGGAUAUAAGAUCAUUGAGUAGUCAAUGUCUAUUCCAUUCACAAGAAUGCUUCUGUAAUCAUCCAUGAUGUAAUGGUUAGCCACAUUGUAUACAGUAAGAGAUAAAUUGUAUUGUCAAUUAAAAAGAUUUCCAUCACUUGCAUUGUGUUUAAAGAUGUAUGCUGUAAAGAAAAUUGCCAUGUUCAGGUAACAAAAAUGCUUGUCGGGUAUGUUUUGUGCUUACAGUGUUGAUACACGUGUUCAAGUAAUGUCAUCUCUAUGUUGUAAUGUUUUUUGGGGUUCAAAGUAUUCUUUGUGCUGAGACGUUAUCCAUCACUAUGGAAAAAAACAUGACUUGACAUGAAUUUUGAAUUAAAUACAUUUUCAAAAGUUUUUAGAUGAUUUCAAGUUGUUUUUUUUUCUUU